Messenger RNA from Callorhinchus milii (elephant shark), 10755 nucleotides. It is a transcript of the gene fryb, whose product is annotated as furry homolog b (Drosophila). NCBI's taxonomy places the organism in Eukaryota, Metazoa, Chordata, Chondrichthyes, Chimaeriformes, Callorhinchidae. Bases 464 to 9481 code for a protein of 3005 amino acids. The transcript is spliced from 64 exons. Gene Ontology annotation, cellular component: cell cortex; site of polarized growth. The record is from RefSeq and is a predicted model, not a curated record. Gene Ontology annotation, biological process: cell morphogenesis; neuron projection development.
UGCUGUGUGUGAGUGUGUGUGUGUGUGUUUGCCUGUGGAGGCGGAUGCAUUCAGUGCAUCAGCUCUCAGCUCUCGUUUGUGCCCAAACCGGUGUCUUGUCAGGACAGAGAAGCAAUGAACAAGGACAACCUCAAACAGCACUUGAAGGACCCAUUCUGAUAGUAUUUGUCCAGCAAUCGCUUUGAGUAAACACGACAAAGAAUGCACGUUGAAAGACAGAAGACCUCAACAGCAUCUCAGUGCCCUGAUAAAUACUUACAGGCAAAACCAUCGAGAGGAUAGAAUCCACAUAGAGGAGCAAGAAGCCUAUCAGGGACAUGCCAUGCAUUAAAAAGGACUGCUGAGGACAAAAAAUAAGAGUCUGUGCAGAGAUUUUCUUCCCUCCUUGUUUGCAUCACUGACUGGUGCACAGUACCUGCCAUUGCUGUUUAGGAUCACAGUAGCUUCUUUGUAUACUGCCGACAUGGCCAGCCAGCAAGAUUCAGGCUUCUUCGAGAUCAGCAUCAAAUCAUUGCUGAAAUCCUGGAGCAAUACUUCUCCUGUGGGCAACGGGUACAUUAAACCCCCAGUCCUACCCACAAGCAGCAUACCAGGUGACAGAGGACCUCCAGCCAUGAUGCCCAUCAAUAUUGACCCUGAUAUUAAAUCAGGGGAAUAUGUCUUGAAGAGCAUAUUUGCUAACUUCACAACUCAGGCUGAACGAAAGAUUCGUGUUAUCAUGGCAGAGCCUCUGGAAAAGCCACUUACAAAGUCUUUACAAAGGGGAGAAGAUCCACAGUUUGAUCAGUUGAUAAGCUCAAUGAGUUCACUUGCAGAGUACUGCUUGCCAUCUGUUUUACGUACUUUAUUUGACUGGUACAAAAGGCAGAAUGGAAUUGAAGAUGAAUCGCAUGAAUAUCGACCAAGAACAAGUGCAAAGUCAAAAGGUGAUGAACAACAAAGGGAUUAUCUCCUGGAAAGAAGGGAUCUAGCCAUUGAUUUUAUUUUUUCUCUAGUUCUAAUAGAAGUAUUGAAACAGGUUUCACAGCAUCCGGUACCAGAUAACUUGGUCCAUGAAGUUAUUAACCUGGCAUUCAAACAUUUUAAAUAUAAGGAGGGUUACCUUGGUCCUAACACUGGAAAUAUGCAUAUUAUAGCAGAUCUAUAUGCAGAAGUAAUAGGCGUUCUGGCACAGUCAAAAUUUCCUGCCGUGAAGAAGAAAUUUAUGUCAGAGCUUAAGGAACUGCGCCAGAAAGAACAGAGCCCAUAUGUAGUGCAAAGCAGUGUAAGCCUCAUAAUGGGUAUGAAGUUCUUUCGUAUUAAAAUGUAUCCUGUGGAGGACUUUGAAGCCUCUUUUCAGUUCAUGCAGGAAUGUGCACAGUAUUUUUUGGAAGUUAAGGACAAGGAUGUGAGGCAUGCACUAGCUGGACUUUUUGUGGAGAUUCUAUUCCCAGUGGCUGCGGCUGUUAAAAAUGAAGUCAAUGUUCCAUGUCUUCGAAACUUUGUUGAGAGCCUUUAUGACACAACGUUAGAAUUAUCAACACGCAAGAAACAUUCACUGGCCCUGUUCCCUUUGGUGACCUGCCUCCUCUGUGUCAGCCAGAAGCAGUUCUUUCUCAGCAGAUGGCAUAUCUUCAUGAACAACUGCUUAUCCAAUCUUAAAAAUAGAGAUCCCAAAAUGGCUCGAGUUGCACUGGAAUCGCUGUACAGACUGUUGUGGGUCUACAUGAUAAGGAUCAAAUGUGAAAGCAAUAAUGUAACACAGAGUCGACUUGCAAGCAUUACCACAACGCUUUUUCCCAAAGGAUCUCGCAGUGUUGUGCCAAGAGAUAUGCCUCUCAACAUCUUUGUAAAAAUCAUUCAGUUCAUUGCCCAGGAAAGACUCGAUUUUGCUAUGAAGGAAGUCAUAUUUGACCUUCUGAGUGUUGGAAAGUCACCAAAAACCUUCAGUCUGAAUCCUGAGAGAAUGAACAUCGGUUUGAGAGCCUUCCUUGUGGUUGCUGACAACCUGCAGCAGAAGGAUGGGGAACCACCAAUGCCUAAUACAGGAGCUGUGCUCCCAUCUGGCAACACGCUCAGAGUAAAGAAGACCUACUUAAGUAAAACCCUAACAGAAGACGAAGCAAAAAUGAUAGGCAUGUCUUUGUACUACCCACAACUACGAAAGGCCCUGGAUAGCAUCCUGAGACACCUCGAUAAAGAAGUUGGGCGAUGCAUGAUGUUGACCAAUGUACAGAUUUUGAACAAAGAACCUGAAGACAUGAUCACGGGCGAAAGAAAACCUAAAAUUGACCUUUUUAGGACCAGUGUGGCUGCCAUUCCACGAAUAAUACCUGACGGAAUGUCAAAGCUGGAACUGAUUGACCUACUGGCAAGGCUCACUAUCCACAUGGAUGAUGAACUGCGUCAUAUUGCACAAAACUCUCUUCAGAGCUUACUUGUUGAUUUUGCUGACUGGAGAGAAGAUGUAUUGUUUGGUUUCACUAACUUCUUACUUCGGGAGGUGAAUGACACACACCAGAGCCUUCUCGAUGGCUCACUGAAAUUGCUGGUACAUUUGCUCUCUCAGUGGAAGCUCGCAAUACAGACUCAAGGCAAGAGUCAAGACCAUAUAAGACUAAGGACUUCCGAGGAAAGAAGUCCUCAUUCAAAUGUGCUGCAUGCUGUGGAAGGAUUUGCCCUCGUUUUAUUGUGCAGUUGUCAGAUUGCAACACGAAAGCUGGCUGUUUCUAUCCUGAGGGAAGUUCGGGCUUUGUUUUCCGUCUUAGGACAAUCAGAGGAUGAUGAUAAACCAAUGAUUGAAGUCAUGGAUCAAUUGAGUUCAUCCAUCCUGGAGAGUUUCAUCCAUGUCGCAGUCUCAGAUUCGGCUGCUCUACCCUUUGGACACAAUGGUGACUUACAGUGGCUGGUAGAAUGGAAUGCAGUUUUGGUUAACAGCCAUUAUGAUGUGAAGAGCCCUUCUCAUGUCUGGAUAUUUGCACAGUCUGUGAAGGAUCCCUGGGUUCUGUGCCUCUUCAGUUUCCUCAGACUGGAGAAUCUCCCGAAGCAUUGCCCAACUGCACUUAGCUACGCCUGGCCAUACGCCUUUACCAGGCUGCAGUUGUUGAUGCCACACAUUGAUCCCAAUAGUCCUAUGUACACGAAGAAAGUGAGUACAUCAAGCGGCGCAGAUAACUAUGUGACCCUUUGGAGGAACUAUCUUAUCCUUUGUUUUGGAGUUGCAAAGCCAAGUAUCAUGAGUCCUGGCCACCUCCGAGCUUCAACUCCAGAAAUCAUGGCAACAACCCCUGAUGGUAGCUCCAGCUACGAUAACAAGGUCAUUGGAACACCAUCCGUGGCAGUGCUGUUGAAGCAGCUUGUUCCUCUGAUGCGUGUUGAGAGCAUAGAAAUUACAGAAUCACUGGUGCUCGGAUUUGGAAGGACAAAUUCUCUUGUAUUCAGGGAAUUAGUUGAAGAGCUACAUCCAUUGAUGAAGGAAGCCCUUGAACGUCGGCCAGAGAACAAGAAGCGUCGUGAGCGUCGAGAUUUAUUGCGACUACAGCUGCUAAGGAUAUUUGAACUCCUCGCUGAUGCUGGUGUUAUAAGUGACAAUACUAAUGGAGCUUUAGAAAGAGAUACUCUGGCACUGGGAGCCUUGUUCUUGGAAUAUGUUGAUCUAACCAGGAUGCUGCUGGAGGCAGAAAAUGACAAAGAUGUUGAAAUCCUAAAAGACAUUCGAGCCCAUUUUAGCGCAAUGGUAGCCAAUUUGAUUCAGUGUGUUCCAGUACAUCAUCGCAGAUUCCUAUUUCCACAACAGAGUUUGCGUCAUCAUCUCUUCAUCUUGUUCAGCCAGUGGGCAGGGCCAUUUAGUGUCAUGUUUACUCCUCUGGAUCGUUAUAGUGACAGAAACCACCAAAUUACAAGAUACCAGUACUGUGCAUUAAAGGCAAUGUCAGCUGUACUUUGCUGUGGGCCAGUGUUUGACAAUGUUGGUCUCUCUCCAGAUGGUUACCUUUAUAAAUGGUUAGAUAAUAUUUUGGCAUGUCAUGAUCUACGGGUCAAUCAGCUUGGGUGUGAAGUUGUGAUCUUACUGCUAGAACUAAACCCAGAUCAAGUGAACCUUUUCAACUGGGCUGUAGAUCGCUGCUACACUGGUUCUCGCCAGCUAGCAUCUGGCUGUUUCAAAGCCAUUGCAACUGUGUGCGGAAGCAGGAACUACCCAUGCGAUAUAGUGACACUUCUAAACCUGGUACUUUUUAAAGCGUCUGACACCGACAGGGAGAUUUAUGAAAUCUCAAUGCAGCUCCUGCAGAUUUUAGAAGCAAAACUGUUCCUAUAUUCCAAGAAAGUAGCUGAACAGAAACCCGAAAGUAUACUGUUUGGGACACAUGGACCAUUACCACAUCUGUAUUCUGUAUCACUCUCUCAGCUGUCAAAAGAAUUGGCAAGAAUGUACCCAGAGCUCACUCUUCCAAUGUUUUCAGAGGUUAGCCAGAGGUUUCCAACUACGCACCCAAAUGGACGUCAAAUCAUGCUCACCUAUCUUCUGCCGUGGCUUCGUAACAUUGAGCUGGUGGAUGGUGGACUGCUUGCUGUAACAUCAAACCCACAAUCCCCUGAUGAAGAAACCCAGUACAAGGAAGAUGGAACAGCUGUGGAUUAUGGGCUAAAGGGAAAUGGCUGGGGUUCACCACAGGCCACUUCCCUGGUUCUCAAUAACCUCAUGUAUAUGACUGCGAAGUAUGGAGAUGAAGUUCCUGGAUCAGAGAUGGAAAAUGCCUGGAAUGCUCUGGUAAACAAUGAAAAGUGGAACAAUAACCUCAGAAUUGCCCUGCAAUUUCUGAUCAGUCUAUGUGGAGUUAGCAGCGACACACCUCUUCUGCUGUAUAUUAAGAAAGUAGUGAUUUACUUGUGUCGAAAUAACACUAUUCAGACAAUGGAAGAGCUUUUGUUUGAGAUGCAACAGACAGAUCCUGUAAACCCUGUGGUGGUACACUGUGAUAAUCCGCCUUUCUACCGCUUUGCUUCAAGCAACAAAACCUCCACAGCUGCAUCUGGAACAACAUCCAGCACUAACACUUUGGUGGCCGGGCAGGAAAAUUUCCCAGAAAUAGAUGAGGGAAGGACAAUGAAAGAAACAGAUGAGAGGUUCAACAACAUUGCGAUUAGAGCACAUUCUCGUCUUGAAUCAAGGUACAGCAACAGCUCUGGUGGCUCUUAUGACGAUGACAAAAGUGACCCGUUGCCUCCCUAUGCUAGUUGGUUGGUGAGAAUUGUAGAGGCAAAUGCACCACAGCCCCUACCAAUGCCGGUUAAUGGAGGUUGUUGGGCUCCACUGGUGGAUUAUCUGCCAGAAACCAUCACCCCGCGUGGUCCACUUCACAGGUGUAAUAUAGCUGUUAUCUUCAUGACUGAGAUGGUAGUUGAUCACAGUGUUAGAGAAGACUGGGCUCUACACCUACCCCUAUUAAUCCAUGCACUCUUUCUUGGCAUUGAUCAUUAUCGUCCAGAAGUGUUUGAACACAGCAAAAGAUUACUUAUGCAUCUUUUGAUUGCGUUGUCAUGCAAUGCUAAUUUCCAGGCUGUGGCUACAGUUCUACUGCUGAACAGAGAAAUCAGUAAUCGUAAAACACUUACAGUCAAAGCACCUUAUCCACCAGAAUAUCUCCACACAGGUGGUUAUGAUUUCUUGAGGGAAUAUCAGACCUCACCAGUCCCGGACUCAGGUCUAAGUUGCAGUUCCACCUCUUCCAGCAUCAGCCUGGGAGGUAGCAGUGGGAACCUUCCACAAAUCUCUCAGGAGAUGGAAGAUAUUGAGACCGCAGCUGAAAUGAAUGAGAAGGCCCACAAACUAAUUGAGUUUUUAGCAACCAGGGCAUAUGGUCCUCUUUGGUGCCAUGAAGACAUUACUCCCAAGAAUCAAAAUUGUAGAAGUGUUGAAGAACUGACUAAUUUCCUACGUCAUGUUGUGUCAGUGUUCAAAGAUGUUAAAUCAGGUUGCCGUCUGGAACAACGACUGAGUGAAGUGUCCCUACAAACAGCACUUUCUAGUUCCUCAAGACAUUAUGCUGGCCGAUCUUUCCAGAUCUUCAGGGCAUUGAAGCAACCUCUAUCUGCCCAUGCCUUGUCUGACCUUCUUUCAAGGCUGGUUGAAGUUGUCGGAGAACAUGGGGAUGAGGUUCAGGGUUAUGUGAUGGAAGCACUCCUUACACUGGAAGCAGCCAUUGACAAUUUGGCAGAUUGUUUGAAGAACAGUGAUCUUCUAGCUGUUUUGUCUCGGUCAUCCUCACCAGAUUUCAUGAUGAGUACCAAACUAGCAACAAGUCGGAAGAGUACAGGGCAGCUGAAUCUGACGUCAGGCAUCUUGAACAGCAGUGGUAUUACAGCAGAACGGAGCAGACAUCAGAGGAGUUUCUCUGUACCUAAGAAGUUUGAUGUUUCAGACAGAACAUCUGAUCCUCCACGUAGUGCAACGUUGGACAGAAUUCAAGCAGAUGGACAAGUUCUGGUGUGUAAAACACGGAGCUCCUCAUCUCUUAAAGACAACAUAACAGAUCCAUCCAAUAUCAAUAAUCCCAUGAAUCUUUUGGCCACUGUCUUCUGGUCUGCUCUAGCGCUGAUGGAAUCUGAUUUUGAAUUUGAAUACCAAAUGGCACAGCGACUGCUGAUUAAACUUCUGAUUCACCUACCUUUGGAUAAGACUGAAACCAGGGAAAAGCUUGAAAAGCUGCAAGGGCAGCUGAAAUGGACAAACUUCUCAGGGUUACAACAGCUUUUGCUGAAAGGCUUUACUUCACUAGCUACUACUGAUCUGACACUACAGCUCUUCAGCCAACUGACUGCUGUUUCUCGAAUACCAGUGGUGGACUUAACUCAAGUUAUAGGUUUCCCCUUAAAUGUGCUCUGUCUCCUUCCGCAUUUGAUUCAGCACUUUGAUAACCCUACCCAAUUCUGCAAGGAUACAGCAGAGAGGAUAGCUCAGGUCUGUAUGGAAGAAAAGAACACUAAGCUUUCAAACUUAGCACAUGUUAUGACUCUAUACAAGACACACAGUUAUACCCGAGACUGUAUUACCUGGGUUAAUGUGGUUUGCCGUUACCUUCACGAGUCCUUUGCAGAAGUCACUUUGAACCUGAUUACAUACCUGGCGGAGCUGUUGGAUAAAGGUCUUCCAAGCAUGCAGCAGUCCUUACUUCAGAUCAUUUACAGUCUUCUAAGCCAUGUAGAUUUAUCAUCUAUACCUGUCAAGCAGUUUAACAUGGAAGUCCUGAAGAUCAUUGAAAAAUUUGUUCAGAGUGCUCAUUGGAAAGAGGCCCUAAACAUUCUGAAAUUAGUCGUCUAUCGGUCUGCGAGCUUGGUUUUACCAUCAUCUCAAGCUAGUGAGCCAUCUCAGGUAGACAUGCAUCGAAUGUGGAAAAACGCUUCAAAAGUAUUACCAGGAAAAACAUUAGAGUUUCGCUUUGACAUUUCCGAGACGCCUGUUAUUGGUAGAAGAUAUGACGAUCUACAUGGGCCUCCGGGGAGGGACGGGAAACCCAGGGCAAUAGCAGUCACUCGCAGCACUUCAUCCACUUCGUCCAGCUCAAAUUCAAAUGUUUUAGUUCCUGUGAGCUGGAAGAGACCACAGUUCUCCCAGAAAAGGACACGAGAAAAAUUGGUGAAUGUUCUUACUUUGUGUGGUCAGGAAGUGGGUCUAACCAAAAACCCAUCUGUUAUUUUCUCAUCAAGUGGGGAUCUUGACCUUAUUGAGCAUCAGGCAAGUUUGGUGUCAUCUUCAGAGGACGGCCCAAGAGACCAAGAAAACAUGGAUGAUACAACCAGCGAGCAACAGUUCAGAGUUUUUAGAGACUUUGACUUCCUGGAUGUCGAACUGGAGGAUGGAGAGGAACUUCAGGGUGAGAGUAUGGAUACGUUUAAUUGGGGAGUACGCAGGCGCUCUCUCGACAGCCUGGACAAGGGAGAUUUACAGCUUCUGGAGGAGAACCAUCUUUCAGGAAGCACACACAGUCUAAGGAAAAUUCAUCAUGAGGAUUCAGAUGAGUCGUCUGAAGAAGAGGUAAUGAAUUUCACACCCUCUGAAGACACAAAUCAUGUGGAUUCAUUGUCCACCUCAGGCGACACAACCUCGGCAGAUCCACUGUCAGUUAACACAAGGACCCCCAGUUUAGAGGUCUCUCUUCCUGAUGAAUCAAACCAGCAGGUGCCUGAGAGGUCAAAGGCUCAGUCUAUGGCUGAAGAAGAGGAAACCACUGCUAUCCAUGAGGAUGAACUCUCUCGAUUUACAAAUGAGCUUCCAUCAGCUUUUGAGGCCAAUGAUAGCUUCAGUCUUGAGAUAACGGAACCAGAAGAAAAGGGUGAUGGAGAGAUGGAUCAGUCAGGAUCGAGUUUUAAUGAGGGCGAUUCUUAUGGACUUCAUGAGCUUCGGGCAUCACCCCCGCCCUCGCCUUUCUUCUCCGCCAUACUUGCUGCCUUUCAGCCCAAAGCGUGCGAUGAUGCAGAAGAGGCUUGGCGCACCCACAUCAAUCAGCUCAUGUCUGACUCCGAUGGUUCGUGCGCUGUCCAUACAUUUCACGUGUUCUCUUCCCUGUUUCAGUGUAUUCAGAAGAAAUUCUGUUCCCUAACCUGGGAUGCAGCAAGCUUCCUUGGUGACAGUCUGCGGGGAAUAGGAUCCAAAUUUAUGAGUUCUUCAGAGGUGCUGACCUCUUGCUCAGAUUGUCCCACAGUAUUUGUAGACGCUGAAACUCUCAUUUCCUAUGGACUACUGGAAAGGCUGAAGUUCAGUGUUUUAGAAUUACAGGAAUAUCUGGACACUUACAACCACAAGAAAGAAGCAGCACAAUCGUGGCUAGCUAACUGCAAGGCAACAUUUCCUGGGAAUGUGAAAGACACCGUGAUAACAAGUCAGCCCAGGGACACAGAGGAGAAGCAAAUGGAAUCCCUUGCAGACGAACCUACUAAAAUAUGGCAACUUGAAUUGUGUCAAAGACUCUAUAAGCUCCACUUUCAACUGCUGCUGCUCUUUCAGUCCUACUAUAAACUGAUUGGACAAAUACAUGUUGUCAGCUCGAUGCCAGAGCUACUCAAUAUGUCAAAAGAACUGAGUGAUCUGAGAAACAACCUGAAGGAAGCUUCAGCUCUGAUAGCAGAUGAUGCCUCUUCACCUGGACUCACAUUCACCUCCUCCGAAGCUGCUGUUCAGUCCAUGUUGGAGAGCUUAAAGAACAGAGAUCUUACUGUUGCCCUACAGCAAAUCAAAGAAUGCAGGACAAUGUGGCCCAAUGAUAUCUUUGGCAGCAAUGUGGAAGAUGAGGUCCAGACGCUUCUUAACAUUUACUUCAGGCACCAAACCUUGGGACAAACAGGCACAUUUGCUCUGGUGGGCUCCAAUCGGGAUCUGACAGAGAUCAGUUUCAAGCUGAUGGAGCUGAAUGGAGAGAUUCAGGAUAUGAUUCGGAAGGCUCAAAGUUACCGUGUCAUCAAUACUUUUCAUCCGAACACCAACGCUGCCGGCACGAGUCUCUGACAGCAGUGUUCUGUCCCCCUUUUGUUUACGACUGGAAAUGCUGCUGUGUUGGUCUGAGACCCUUCAGUGUCUCUUCAGCCUUAGAAAAACUUGGCCAGGCUGUUCUCACAUGUGUGACACUUCACAGUUUCAAUAAGCUUGAGUGGGUGAGUCUACAAACAUGCAACAAUACCACAAGACCAAAAGUAAAAUAAAGUACCCAGGCUGAGAUUAACAUGAUGACAUGUCUUCGUAUCAAAGCACAGUUUUAUUCCUCCUUUUACUGGGUAAACUGCAGCUUUUGCUGAAUUACACUGGCAACUAAAGAUACAACUUCACAGGUUAACCGAGGAUACCAAAGGCCAUUGCAUUCAAUUUAUUCUUCCUGAAGAUACUAUUUUGAAAGAAAUGCAAUUUUACCUUUAAUGUAAACUUAUACUACUGCCACAGAAUUGUCACAACUUAUACUAUAAAGAAAUGUGAGGUUUAUGACUACUGAGAAUAAAAGCAGGUAACAUGAAGCUGUACGUAAUGCACUAGGAAGCAGUUUUGUCGAGCUGAAAGCCUGUAUGUUUAAAUUUUUUUUAAGACUAUAAACUUUAAUGUAUGGUAUAAACAGGAACAAGGAUACUAUACUUGUUUAUUCUGAGCUGCUAAAAGCCCAUUUUUGUUGGCAAAAUGUCACUUGGAUGUUGUCUAAGAAAGUGUUUAACUGGGCCAUACAAUAGGAUUUGUACUGUAUUUGAAAUAUCGUGAACAGUCCAGAUGAAAUACAUUUGGGUUUCGGCUGCUUUUUUUACUAGAUGGAAGCUUUUAUUGAUUUUAUUUAUAAAUGCGGUAAUAGGAAAAGGCUGCUUUCAAGUUAAACUGCUGUUUGGUAGAUGAGGUGAAGACUUUCACAUGACAUUAGAGUCCAUGCCUACUCGACUACCAAGCAUGCACAUUUGUAUGUAAUAUAUGAAUUCAAACAUAUUCAGAAAAUCAAUAGUCUUUACGCUUCAAAUUUCUAAAUUAAAAGUGUGUAGUUGUGCAUUUGUAUUAUAGGUAGGGGCUCUUCUCAUGGUGAGAUUCUUCCUUGUUUCUGAAACACUGCAGUGUAUUGUUGUGACAGCCAUACAAACAUUUUUUGCAUGUAAAAAUGUGUUGCACCUUUAAUCCUUCCUUUACAAAAAUUAUCCACAUAACUUAUUUUCCUUGUAAAUAAUUUUACAGCUACUGUGAAGUACCUUGGGUUUGUGUUUUGUUCUGUAAAUUCAUGCACUGUGUGUACAGCUGCAAUAUAUCACGUAACUAAA